AUGAGCGAUGAGCUCCAGCUGCUGAUCCGCCACUUGAGUGGCGACGAGCUUUGCCGCGUCAGCGUGGGGCGAGAGCAGCCGGUGGAGGCCUUAAAGGCCCAAGUGGCACAGCUUACGGGCUUGCCAGUGGAGCAUCAGAGGCUGCUGGAUGUGAGUGGCCGGGAGCUGCAGAGGUCCUUGGAGGAGGUCUCCAGCGACGAGCUCACGUUGCUCCGGCGCCCAGAGGAACAAGCCAAAUGGCUAGCGCAGUUGGCAGAGGCAGGUUCUUCUGGCGAUCUCUCCAAAGCGCCGGAUGAAAUCAGGGAGGACCGAGAGGUCCUUCUGGCCGCCGUGAGCGCGGACGACGACGCCCUGCAGUGGGCCUCGACGGACCUACAAGGGGACCGUGCCGUGGUGCUGGCGGCGGUGCGCAGGUGUGGCUUUGCGUUGGCCUGCGCGGCAGGAACGCUUCAGGCAGAUCGCUCCUUGGUCUUGGCCGCGGUGCAGCGGCAUGGGCUGGCGCUGGAGUUUGCGGACACCUGGCUGCGUGCGGAUGAGGAGGUGGUCCUAACAGCUCUUGAGCAAGACGGCAAUGCCUUUCAGUUCGCCGAUGUGCGUUUGCGAAGCGAUCGGACCUUUGUGCUGCGUGCAGUGCGGUGCAAUGGCUAUGCGCUCACCUACGCCCAGCCGGAGCUGCGGAAUGAUCGUGAGAUCGUGAUGGCGGCCAUUGAGCGCAACGGCUGGAUUUGGGACAAUGGCCUUCGCGUUUCGCAAUUUGGUGGCUGGGCUUUGCAGUGUGCUUCUGAGGCUCUUCAGGCGGACCGUGAGCUGGUGCUGGCAGCUGUGCAGCAGGACGGGGCGGCCUUGGCCUUUGCCUCUGAAGAGCUGAGGGAAGAGAAGGAGGUGGUGCUCCAAGCAGUUCACCAGACAGGGUCGGCCUUGGCCUUUGCCGCGCCGGCCCUGAAAGCCGACCGAGAGGUGGUUUGGGCAGCAGUCCAGGAAUCUGGCUUGGCUUUGGAGCAUGCUGCCGAUGAGUUGCGUGAUGACGAAGACCUCGUCUUUGUGGCGGUCGCCACCGGCGCCGCACUCCGCUUUGCCUCGCCGCGGCUGCGCGCGCAGCGGCGCAUGGUGUGCCAAGCGCUGCGGGCGGACGAGGCGGCGCUCGCCUGGGCUUCGGAGGUGGUGGAAGAGCUGUUCAAGUAUCCCGAGAGCAGCAUCGAUGGGAUGGUGGAGCAGAGGGUUGAGGAGCUGCAGCAGUACAGGCGGCAGGUGGAGCGCAAUCAACGCUUGGCCUCCGAGGGCAUCGAACAGUCGAAGGCCGUUUCUGUCGCCUGA
Durusdinium trenchii is the source of this 1314-nucleotide messenger RNA. Lineage: Eukaryota; Dinophyceae; Suessiales; Symbiodiniaceae. The record is from the annotation of a GenBank genome assembly.